Molecule: messenger RNA, 5974 nt
Organism: Gadus macrocephalus (Pacific cod)
Lineage: Eukaryota; Metazoa; Chordata; Actinopteri; Gadiformes; Gadidae
Product: NLR family CARD domain-containing protein 3-like
Exons: 10
Coding region: 1210-4593 (1127 amino acids)
Molecular function (GO): protein binding
Source: RefSeq, a predicted model, not a curated record
GCACUCACUUAGCGAAGAAAGAGAUUUUAGCUUGACCUGAAACUGCGCAAAUCUCUUGAUUUUCUUGGGUGGAGUUGAACAACAGAUAAACGACGAUGAGGAAAAAUAGGCUAAAUAUUGAGAAAGAAAUACCCAAUACGGAUUCAGUCCAGCAGCAGAGAGCAGACUCCCCUGGACCCAGCAGUGUCUCCAUGAAGAGUGACCGCUCUAUGGAUGCACCUUACCGAUUGAAAGAUGGAAAUCCGUCUAUUGAGAAGAGGUGAGGACUUGGAGAGAGACCGAUCAGACAUGGAGGAGGUCUUCUUCAGCGCUGGAGGAUCGGGGGGGGCGGAGGCGGGAGAUGUUAUGGUGGUGAAAGGCACACAGAAUCUUGUCUGCUCAAUUCUUAUUUGGGCCACUUCCAUACGUGGUCCUGUAUCAGAUACAGGAGGGAUUUCUCUGAAUGCGACCUCAGGUUGAACAGUCGUAUCGUAAUGGCACUUUGACGUCACUCUAGAUCCACAGUCGUCGUAUCGGCCACGUUUAAAACACAACGUGAACAGCAAGACCAGAAACUCAGGAAGAGCAAUCCAUCUGAACUGAGCAUUAAGGCUCCCCUGAUAUGACCAGGGUUCUGUCUUUGUUCUCUACUGUGUUUGGUCUACAUGACUGCUGUCUGUGGUAAAGAUUGACAGUAAAACAGAGACUUCCAUUUGGUCAUUGUCUGUUCUUAAUAUCAGAGAAGGAAAAGUUAACAUGCUUAAAUAAGACUCUGACUUUGGCAAAGCAGUUUAGUAUGCAGGGUUGAUCAAACAGAUUUAUAAUUCUGUGAUUCUAGUUUAGGUCACUCAGAGUAAAAAAAUAUCAGUGACAAGUUAUAAUAUUGAAGAAUAAUUUAAGUAAGUAUAUAUUUUCUUUUUCCAUUUAUUAAGAUAAUUAAGGACUUAAAAGCUAGAAACAAGUGAAAUGCUUUCACCUAAAAACUGCCUUGUAAGGAGAAUUAGUGUGAAAACUGCAGUGUGAUUAAAAGCUGUGUGUGUGUGUGUGUGUGUGUGUGUGUGUGUGUGUGUGUGUGUGUGUGUGUGUGUGUGUGUGUGUGUGUGUGUGUGUGUGUGUGUGUGUGUGUGUGUGUGUGUGUGUGUGUGUGUGUGUGUGUGUGUGUGUGUGUGUGUGUGUGUGUGUUGAAGCCCAGAGCAGAGAGCAGACUCCCCUGGACCCAGCAGUGUCUCCAUGAAGAGUGACCGCUCUAUGGAUACACCUUACCGAUUUAAAGAUGGAAAUCCGUCUAUUGAGAAGAGAAGAGUCCAGCAGCAGAGAGCCGACUUUCCUGGACCCAGCUGUGUCUCCAUGAAGAGUGACCGCUCUAUGGAUGCACCUUACCGAUUUAAAGAUGGAAAUCCGUCUAUUGAGAAGAGACACCAGGAGAUGUCAAAGGUUACCAGUGCUCAGUCUGUACAGCAGCAUCAAACAGAGCUAAACAUCACAAAACCUUGCCUGAUGGAGAUGGACCAGGAGGAACAGCCCAACAUAUUGGAGGACGGAUCUGACGCUGUCAAGUGCCAAUAUAAACUAAAGUCUCAUUUGAGGAAGAAGUUCAUGUGUGUGUUUGAGGGAAUCGCUGAAACAGGACAGCCAACAGGUCUGAAUGACUUCUACACAGAGCACUUCAUCACAGAGAGAGGCAGUGGAGAGGUCAACAAGGAACAUGAGGUCAGACUGAUUGAAACAGCUUCAAGGAAGCCAGCCAAGGAAGAAAUACCAAUCAGAUGUGAAGACAUCUUUAAACCCUUACCUGGCCAAGAUCAACCAAUCAGAACAAUGAUGACAACUGGAGUGGCUGGCAUUGGUAAAACCGUCCUAACACACAAGUUCACUCUGGACUGGGCUGAAGGCAAAACCAAUCAUGAUAUACACUUCACAUUUCCCCUCACUUUCAGAGAGCUGAAUUUACUGAAAGGUGAAGAGUUUAGCUUGGUGGAACUUCUUUAUCGCUUCUUUAUUGAGACGAAAGAAGCAGGAAUCUGCGGAUUGCACCAGUUCCAAGUUCUCUUCAUCUUGAAUGGUCUGGAUGAGUGUCGACUUCCUCUGGACUUCCAGAAAAACCCGAUCUGGACUGAUGUCACAAAGUCCACCUCGGUGGACGUGCUGCUGACAAACCUCAUCAGGGGCAACCUGCUUCCCUCCGCUCGCAUCUGGAUAACCACACGCCCUGCGGCAGCCAAUCAGAUCCCUUCUGAGUGUGUUGACAGGGUGACAGAGGUGAGAGGGUUCACCGACCCACAGAAGGAGGAGUACUUCAGGAAGAGGUUCACAGAGGGGACACUGGCCAACACAAUCAUCUCCCACAUCAAGAAAUCACGAAGCCUCCACAUCAUGUGUCACAUCCCAGUCUUCUGUUGGAUCACUGCUACAGUUCUGGAGGACUGCUUCAAAACAUCCCAGAUAGGAAAAGAGAAGCCCAAGACCGUGACUCAGAUGUACAGCCACUUCCUGAGGGUUCAGUCCAUGCAGGGGGACAGGAAGUACCAUGGGAAAUCUGAAACAGAUCCACACUGGAGUUCAGAGAGCAGGGAGAUCAUUGUUUCGCUGGGUAAACUGGCUUUUAACCAUCUGGAGAAAGGCAACCUGAUCUUCUACGAGGCAGACCUGGAAGAGUGUGACAUCGAUAUCAGAGCAUCCUCAGUGCACUCAGGAGUGUUCACCCAGAUCUUUAAAGAGGAGUGUGGGCUGUACCAGGACAAAGUGUUCUGCUUUGUCCAUCUGAGCAUCCAGGAGUUUCUGGCUGCCCUUUAUGUCUUUCAGUACUUCAUCGACACUAAUGUCAAUCUGCUCUCAGUAGAACAAUCCAGGAAAGAGAAACACCUCUACCAGAGUGCCGUGGACAAGGCCUUACAGAGUGAGAAUGGACACCUGGACUUGUUCCUCCGCUUCUUACUGGGCCUCUCUCUGCAGACCAAUCAGAUUCUCCUACGAGGUCUGCUGAGAAAGACAGGAAUUAGAUCACUGUUCUCUCAGAUUAAACAACGUCUGCGGAAAUGGACAGGAAGUGGCUCACAGACCAGUAAGAAAACAGCGUCUUACAUCAAGAAGAAGAUGGAUGGAGGUCUCUCUUCAGAGAGAAGAAUCAAUCUGUUGCACUGUCUGAAUGAGCUGAACGACAGUUCUCUAGUGGAGCAGAUCCAACAGUCCCUGACAUCAGGGAGUCUCUUCAAAAAUCGGGUCUCUCCUGCUCAGUGGUCAACUCUGGUCUUCAUCUUACUGUCAUCAGAAGAGGACCUGGACGUUUUUGACCUGAAGAAAUACUCUGCUUCAGAGGAGGGUCUUCUGGGGCUGCUGCCAGUGGUCAAAGCCUCCAAAACAUCUCUGCUGAAUUGCUGUGAGCUGUCAGAGAGAUGCUGUGAAGCUCUGGCCUCAGUUCUCAGCUCCAACUCCUUUAGUCUGAGAGAGCUGGACCUGAGUGCCAAUGAUCUGCAGGAUUCAGGAGUGAAGCGGCUCUCUGCUGGACUGGAGAGUCCACACUGUAGACUGGAAACUCUCAGGCUGAAUGGCUGUCAUCUGUCAGAAACAUGCUGUGAAGCUCUGGCCUCAGUUCUCAGCUCCAGCUCCUCUAGUCUGAGAGAGCUGGACCUGAGUAGCAAUGAUCUGCAGGAUUCAGGAGUGAAGCUGCUCUCUGCUGGACUGGGGAGUCCACACUGUACACUGGAAACGCUCAGCUUGUCUGGCUGCCUGGUCACACAGGAAGGCUGUGCAUCUCUGGCCUCAGCUCUGAGCUCCAACCCCUCCCAUCUGAGAAAGCUGGACCUGAGCUACAAUCACCCAGGAGAAUCAGGAGCUGCACUGCUCUCUGCUGGACAGGAGGAUGCACACUGGAGACUGGACACUAUCAGUGUGGAGCACGGUGGAGUGUGGAGGCUGAAACGAGCUCCAAAGAAGUAUGCCUGUGAACUCACACUGGACCCAAACACAGCCCACAGAGAGCUCGCUCUGUCUGAGGACAACAGAAAGGUGACGCGGGUUGAAGAGGACCAAUCGUAUCCGGAUCACCCAGAGAGAUUUGACAUCUGGACCCAGGUGUUGGGUAGAGAGGGUCUGACUGACCGCUGUUACUGGGAGAUGGAGAGGAAAGGACAUGUUGUUAUAGGAGUGACAAUCAGAGGAAUCACAAGGAGAGGAGAGGGUGGUGACAGUGGGCUUGGAAUGAACAACACGUCAUGGAGUCUUGAGUGUUCUGAUGAUCGUUACUAUGCCCAUUACAACGGUAGAGAGACAGUCCUCCCCCUCCCCCCUGCUGGCUCCACCAGAGUAGGAGUGUAUCUGGACCGGCCUGCUGGCACUCUGUCCUUCUACAGAGUGUCCCCAGAUGGAGGAGGGUCCUCAGACACACUGACACUCAUCCACACCUUCCAGUCCCGCUUCACUCAGGAGGACCUCCUCCCGGGGUUCAGGAUAUUGGGGUAUGGCUCAGUGUCUUUGUGUCGGUUGUUAACACACACACAAACACACACACACACACACUCAGACAUAAGGGUGCGUGAGGGGGGGCUGGGGGAGGGGAGGGUGAGGUCAGAGGGUGAGGGAAGGGUGAGGUUCAGGUGGAGGGUGGGGGACGGGUGAAGUGGUUGAGGGUGGGGGGGGGGGGGUAAGGGUCCUUAACUAGGUUAAGGUUCUUUGGGGUUCUCUCCACCUGUAGGUUCCUCAGGCUCUCCACCUGUAGGUUCCUCAGUGUCCAAGUUAUAGGGCCCUGUCUUGCAUCCAGCGCAAUUGACUUUCUACACCGACGCAUGCAUCUUUGCUAGUUUGCACCCGGCGCAAAGCCAAUUUCUCCCUGCAGCAAACCUGCGCCAGUAAACUUGCGCCCUGAGAGGAGGGUUGGCGAAAAUCAGAGGCGUUUUCCGGCACACAUGAUGCAUGAUGCUAUCUUACAGAUCGAUAAAGCAGUUGCGCAAAUGACCUACAUAUACCUGAUCUAAGUGCACUAGCGGAUAGCGCUGCUAUUUUGACGUACCAUGUGGCAGGUCGGAACUACAACAUAAGCUUACACACCAGUAGGCUAUACACAUUACAUACAUGCAAACGAUUUGCCUAAUUGAAAUAUUAUGGUGAGGAUGUGGAUUCUGGCAACUUUUUUUUUUCCAUAGGGGCUGCAUGAAUGAACACUUUAGUAGGCUCAUAAACUCGAGCAAAGUAGGCUAUAUCCCAGCAUUCCAAAACAAAAUCUUGCUUUACGGCAAAUAAUAACGUUGGUUAAAUUAUUUGGGAAAGAACAGCUGAUACAGCGGUAAUAAGUUGUAUUUAAAUCAAUGCAUCUGCAAACACCGUACAGCAAACACAUAUUUUCUUGACACAGACAUCGUGUACAAACCCAUGAUUUUUAGGAUUGAUGAGUAUAUGAUUGUGAGAAAACAUUGUUUUACCGCGAGGUAGUGUUCAAAAGAAUGAAUGAAUGCAGGCACGAGUGUGUGCCUCCAUCUGUUUAAACAGACGCAAACUAAACACGCAACGCAUAAUACAGUCUGUAAGUGACGUUUCAUAAAUACGUUUUCUUUCAUUAUGAACACUUAAUAGGCCUGAUCAAUACUUGAAUUUCAUGUAAUAAAUAAAUGGAUAAUAAUUCAUGUUGGGUUAAAAGGUUAAAAUGUCAAUAUAAUGUAACUGUUACUGAACCCAUUUGUAAUGUGUAAUUAGAAUGUGUUAAUGUGCUGCAAGCGUACAGAACUAAUGUUUUCUUCCAGUUGGUUUAAUUGAUACAAAAGCAUGACCAAGCUGGCAUGAAGACGGCCAAGAUACUAGGACAGUAAAAUAACCUUUAACAAACCUCUAUUCACAACAAAAGGCCAGCGAGGUAUUUCAUUUCACCAUUUAAUGCACUUUAUUUCCUGUUUUAUGCAUGUCAUUUUCAGGUGUCAUAUUUCUGUGUUUUACUUUGUGCUUAUGUAAAUAAUGUAUCAUUUGCAAGUAAAGGAGUCGGGUACCAAUAAAGAACGCCCGUUUUGAA